UCCCCUCCAUAUCAUGUGAUUCAGGUGUUCCAAUCCCCUCCAUAUCAUGUGAUUUAGAUGUUCCAAUCCCCUCCAAAUCAUGUGAUUCAGGUGUUCCAAUCCCCUCCAUAUCAUGUGAUUCAGGUGUUCCAAUCCUCUCCAAAUCAUGUGAUUCAGGUGUUCCAAUCCCAUCCAUAUCAUGUGAUUCAGGUGAUCCAAUCCCCUCCAUAUCAUGUGAUUCAGGUGUUCCAAUCCUCUCCAAAUCAUGUGAUUCAGGUGUCCCAAUCCCCUCCAUAUCAUGUGAUUCAGGUGUUCCGAUCCCCUCCAAAUCAUGUGAUUCAGGUGUUCCAAUCCCCUCCAUAUCAUGUAAUUCAAGUGUUCCAAUCCCCUCCAUAUCAUGUGAUUCAGGUGUUCCAAUCCCCCCCAUAUCAUGUGAUUCAGGCGUUCCAAUCCCCUCCAUAUCAUGUGAUUCAGACGUUCCGAUCCUCUCCAAAUCAUGUGAUUCAGGUGUUCCGAUCCCCUCCAUAUCAUGUGAUUCAGGCGUUCCGAUCCCCUCCAAAUCAUGUGAUUCAGGCGUUCCAAUCCCCUCCAUAUCAUGUGAUUCAGGCGUUCCAA
Messenger RNA from Staurois parvus, 594 nucleotides. The record is from the annotation of a GenBank genome assembly. Lineage: Eukaryota; Metazoa; Chordata; Amphibia; Anura; Ranidae.